AUGGCACCUAGAUUUGCAACAGGAUGGAGGAAAUUCGUUCCAUUCAUAGGGUACCAUCAUGUGCUCAUGAUCUUGAUAGCAGUGGCAAUUAUCCUGCUCUCAUUACUCCUGGCAGGAUGUUCUUCAACCUCUCCCCUAAUACCUGGAAUCUACCUCAUCUCGCUAUACUACCAACAAUACCCUGCCAUUUUCUCCACAGUCCAAGUUGACCCGAGUGUGUCUACAGCGAUAGCCAACAUUGUUGGAAACGCGGACCUCAACGUACGAGUGGGAUACUUUGGCAUCUGCAUAAGGGUUGACAGUGGAGCAUGGAUGUGCAAUCAGAACUCGACUGCGCUCGCUGAUCUGGUCAGCAUUGAUCAAGACCCGCUCAAUCUGAUUUGGGUGGCCAGCACGUUCAAGAACGCCGUGGUCUUCCCAUAUCUGAUCAUCAUCGCCAUCGUUCUCGCCUUCCUGACUUUCAUACUGUUGGCAACAUUUCCGGGAUGGCACACCAGCAUGAGCCCGGAUGGAUCCGAGCACGAAGUUCGACCAUUCCCGUCAAGGGCUGUCUCUCAAGUUGCAUUGGCCACCAUAUUUAUCGCAUCAGUUUUUGUCCUGGUGUCGGUAAUGUGGCAGCACACGGCUGCUGUGGCAGCGAGUACAGUUGCUCAAGACCUAGGGAACGGAAGCGUUAAAUCCGGCGUGGGUACGGCGGCAAUGGUACUGGGAUGGUUCGGAUUCGGCCUCCUAGUCGUUGUCACCCUCGGAUUGCUUGUGAUGAUAUUGAGUAUCCAACUGCUGGAUCGACUGACUGAUGAUGUAUGA
Molecule: messenger RNA, 807 nt
Organism: Exophiala bonariae
Lineage: Eukaryota; Fungi; Ascomycota; Eurotiomycetes; Chaetothyriales; Herpotrichiellaceae
Exons: 2
Coding region: 1-807 (268 amino acids)
Biological process (GO): conjugation with cellular fusion
Cellular component (GO): membrane; mating projection tip
Source: RefSeq, a predicted model, not a curated record